Molecule: messenger RNA, 2302 nt
Organism: Aspergillus alliaceus
Lineage: Eukaryota; Fungi; Ascomycota; Eurotiomycetes; Eurotiales; Aspergillaceae
Product: D-arabinono-1,4-lactone oxidase
Exons: 1
Coding region: 163-1914 (583 amino acids)
Cellular component (GO): mitochondrion; membrane
Molecular function (GO): D-arabinono-1,4-lactone oxidase activity; FAD binding
Source: RefSeq, a predicted model, not a curated record
CUUUGUCAGACGGUUCCUGAGAUGCAUCUGAUACAAAGAUUGCCUAAGGGCAACACUCAAACUCUUAACCUCCUCUGGGAUUACCUAGACAACAAUGUGCCUUGACUGAUCUACACGAACAAUAGCCCCAUUUGGAAUUACGGUAUAUCUCAAAAUUCCAAUAUGGAGACUCUAGACCCCACCAUUCAUCGCGAACUCUCCCGGCUUGACCCCGCAGUGCCUUUUCGCGCAUCAACAGAGCAUAUCCAUCAUACAUGGGCUAGGACGUUCUUCUCGCGGCCGGAGCUUUAUGUACAGCCACACUCGAUUGAAGAGAUUCAAAAACUUGUAACUUUAGCUCGUCGGUGCCGCCGUCGCUUGGUCACCGUUGGUAGUGGCCAUUCGCCUUCCGACUUGACAUGCACAUCAUCCUGGCUGGUGAACCUGGACAAGUUUAAUCGUGUCUUGGAAAUUUCGCCUGAGACAGGGGAUGUGACAGUUGAGGCGGGCAUUCGAUUAAGGGACUUGGGUGAACAUCUGGGAAAACAUGGGUUGACUUUGUCUAAUCUGGGGAGCAUUGACGAGCAAUCCAUUGCGGGUGUAAUUUCGACGGGCACACACGGAAGCUCUUUGAAGCAUGGACUAAUCUCUGAAUGUAUCACGUCGCUUAAGUUAGUUCUGGCUAACGGGCAAUUGGUACGCUGCAGCGCUACCAAUAACCCGUCGCUUUUCCGCGCCGCUCUUAUCUCCCUUGGGGCACUAGGUAUUAUCGUCGAGGUCACUUUCAGGGCGGAGGCAUCAUUUAAGGUCGCGUGGCGACAGGCUCGACGUCCACUAUCGAGUAUCUUGGCUGAGUGGUCAACUGGCCUGUGGACCUCGCGCGAGUUCGUCCGCGUCUGGUGGAUGCCGUAUGAGCAAUCUGCUAUCGUCUGGCAUGCGGAUAAAACAGAUCUGCCCCUUCGUGCACCGCCAACGACGUUCUAUGGAGAGACGAUCGGAUAUCAUAUCUAUCAUAACUUGCUGGCGCUUGCCAAUUAUUUCCCUCGUAUUCUCCCGUGGGUUGAAUGGUUGGUCUUCGGUUUGCAAUAUGGGUUUAGACCGGGGGUAAAGGUCACGGAGGCAGUCGAACCCGCUCGCUCCGGUCUGUUGAUGAACUGUCUCUACUCGCAAUUUGUUAAUGAGUGGGCAUUGCCCUUGGAGAAAGGCCCAGAGGCUAUCAUACGCCUGUCAGCCUGGUUAAAUGGAGACUCUGAGACAGCGUGUAUCCCAUUCCCGGUCGAAGGAUUGUGGGUACACAGCCCCAUCGAGGUCAGAGUUGCGGACUCAACGCAUAACAAGAAUCCUCGUCCUUUCCUUGACCCUAGCUGCCACGACGGCCCAACAUUAUAUCUCAACGCCACUCUAUAUCGACCAUACCUCCGGGAUCCCCCCUGUAGGGAUAGGUAUUACGAGGCGUUCGAGUGGCUCAUGCGUGAGAUGGGCGCGAAACCACACUGGGCCAAAAACUUCAAAGUCACUGGACGUCAUGAGCUACAAGAGCUGUAUGGAAAGGACAUGGAUGAAUGGUUAAAGGUGCGUCAAGAGGUUGAUCCCGAUGGUAUGUUUCUUGGCGAAUGGCAUCGUCGCAACCUUGCCUUACCUGGUGGCGAGAAGGAUGAAACAAUGUCUACCGAGUCGACAAAUCUUCCGCUCCUAGAGCGCGAAAAAUCCCGUCGGAAGGCAGGAUUCCGUGGGGCUGGUGAUGGUAUGGAGUGGGUCGGAGAUAAGCAGUGGCUGGGGAAUACAGGGAGCCAAGUUAAACCCUUGUUGACUAGAGGAAAGGAGUAUGAUGGUUCGUCAGAAGGGAUGAGCCCAUCAACAGCAACCAGCGAAGAAAGUUUCGAUCUUCUAGCGGCUGGCGAAGCUAGCACUGUCCACCUAGAUGAGCGCUCAUGAUGGAUAGAACAUGAAUGGACGAAUUCAAAGUAGCAAACACGAAGAGGAAAAAAUAAUAAACAGAAAAAUAAGGAAUUUUUUUAUUCUUCUCAUAUCCUCCAAAAAAAAAGUCUUUGGGGUGGUGACCGGCGAAAUGACUAGGUGGUUGCCUGCCAAGCAUUCGUAUUAUUUCUCAUUUCGGCAUUUUUCUUUCCAGUCUCUCCUUUCUCAUUAGUCAAAUUUUUGUUUGCUGGGUCGGAGUUUUCACCCGAGAAAGAAACGAGCAGCAAUCUCUCCGAUUUUCGCCAUCACUCUAUCAUAUCUGUACUCGGGAUAGUUGUUCCCCGUGUCAGGUAGUCCGAUGUCAUGGGGACGUCUUCCCCGGUUAUAUUGGGCGUGCUAUGCUCUA